AUGAUUACUGGCACCACCGACGGUAAAAUAAUGGUCAGAAGAUGUCUAGUAACGUUCAAGCCGUUCAGGAUAUUCGUGGUGGGAAUAGGCUUCUUCAGCCUGUGCUUUCUAAUGACCUCUCUGGGGGGGCAGUUCUCAGCCAAGAGACUGGGGGACUCCCCCUUCACCAUCCGCACAGAAGUGCUGGGAGGCGUGGAGUCACGUGGUGUGCUGAGGAAGAUCAGUGACAUGCUGGAGGUAAUUCUGAAGAGGAUGGACAGCCUGUCCAAACUUGACAACACCUCCACCACCGAUGCACGGCGCCUGGAUGAGCUCAGCUCUGCUAUCAACAGGUUUCAACCAGCCGGCCUGGUGGAGAGGAUCCAAGCUAUUGCCCAAAACGUCUCCAACAUGGCCAUCAGGGUGGAGCAAAUACUGCAAAACAGCAUGGUGCAAGGAAGAGCAGUGAGAGAUGGGACGUCAAGCCAGUGUGAAGUACCAAGAGACCCGCGCUUUCCAGAGUGUCCUGGGAAAGUAGAUUGGAUGCGUGCACGUUGGACGUCGGACCCGUGUUAUGCUUUCUACGGUGUCGACGGUUCAGAUUGCUCCUUCCUCAUCUACCUGAGCGAGGUGGAGUGGUUCUGUCCACCACUGGCCUGGAGGAACCACAGCAGCCCCCCCACACAACACGCACAGCAGGCAAAGGCCCCCAAGAGACAGGCUGCUUUCCGCACAGACCUCUCUGUACUUCUGGACCAGGUUGGGACGGGAAAGGAGUCCCUCAGCUUCAUGAAGCGCCGAAUCCGCCGCCUUGCACAGCAGUGGGCAACGGCCGCCAACCACCUGGAUGCCAAGCUGGAGCAACGAUGGAGGGACCAGAAGAAGAUCCUCAUCCAUGUAGGCUUCCUAACAGAGGAGUCUGGAGAUGUUUUCAGUCCCAAGGUGUUGAAGGGGGGUCCUUUGGGAGAGAUGGUCCAGUGGGCUGACAUCCUCACAGCUCUCCAUGUUCUUGGACAUAACCUGAAGAUCUCCAUGUCUGUGAAGGAGCUGCAGGGAUGUCAUGUCCGAGUGAUUGACACAUUUGGGACAGAGCCAGCUUACAAUCAUGAGGAGUAUGCAACCCUGCAUGGAUACCGGACCAACUGGGGCUACUGGAACCUCAACGCCAGGCAGUAUAUGACCAUGUUCCCUCACACACCAGACAACUCAUUCAUGGGCUUUGUUUCGGAAGAGCUGAAUGAGACAGAGAAGAGGAGCAUUCAGCAGAACAAAGUCAACAACAUGGCUGUUGUGUACGGGAAAGAGGCCAGCAUGUGGAAGCUUCAGGGUAAGGAAGGUUUCCUGCAGAUUCUCCACAGGUACAUGGAGGUCCACGGCACAGUAUACUAUGAGACUCAGAGACCUCCGGAGGUCCCGGCCUUCGUGAAGAACCAUGGCCUGCUGCCCCAGCAUGAACUGCAGCAACUGCUGCGCAAGGCCAAGCUCUUCAUUGGCUUUGGUUUCCCCUACGAAGGCCCCGCCCCUCUUGAAGCAAUAGCCAAUGGCUGCAUUUUUCUCCAGCCCAAGUUCCACCCACCUCACAGUUCACUCAAUCACGAGUUUUUCAGAGGCAAGCCCACUUCUAGAGAGGUGUCCUCCCAGCACCCGUACGCAGAGCAGUACAUUGGCAAACCUCACGUCAUGACUGUGGACUACAACAACUCCCUGGAGUUUGACUCUGCCAUCAGGGAAAUCAUGAGGACCAAGGUUGAGCCAUAUCUGCCUUAUGAGUACACCUGUGAGGGGAUGCUGGAGAGAGUACAUGCCUACAUACAGCAUCAGGACUUCUGUGCCCCAGAUCCUGCCUUCAUUCCAGCCAACCUCUCCAAACAGGGGUCUGCUGGGGGCACCAGGAUUACUGGACCUCUGUUUGUGCCUCUGCCCAAUUCCACAGCUCUUGGCUGGGCCUCCAAUGUGACGGCUCCCCCUGCCUGGCCUCCUCUCAGCUCCCUCAGGCUGCUCGUAUCUCAAGAGGGCCAGUCCUGUGUGGAGGCAUGUCAGUCAGCAGGCUUCAUCUGUGAGCCAGCUCACUUCCGCUUCAUCAACAACAAGGAAGCCCUGCGCGGGUUGGAGGUGCAGUGCGAGGUGGUAGACUCAGAGAUCAACCACAUCCUCCCAGCGUUCUCGGUGGUGCGACAGGAGUGCGGCCUCCAGCGGGAACCCCUCCUCUUCAGCUGUGCAGGUCACUCCCCCAAAUACAGACGUCUUUGCCCCUGCAGAGACUUCCGCCGCGGCCAGGUGGCGCUGUGCAGAAACUGUUUAUAA
Seriola dumerili (greater amberjack) is the source of this 2283-nucleotide messenger RNA. RefSeq names its product alpha-1,6-mannosylglycoprotein 6-beta-N-acetylglucosaminyltransferase B-like. Gene Ontology annotation, biological process: protein N-linked glycosylation. The transcript has 17 exons. NCBI's taxonomy places the organism in Eukaryota, Metazoa, Chordata, Actinopteri, Carangiformes, Carangidae. Gene Ontology annotation, cellular component: Golgi apparatus. The record is from RefSeq and is a predicted model, not a curated record. Bases 1 to 2283 code for a protein of 760 amino acids. Gene Ontology annotation, molecular function: alpha-1,6-mannosylglycoprotein 6-beta-N-acetylglucosaminyltransferase activity.